GCGGCCCUUCGCUGCGGAGAGUCGCGCCGGCAGGCAUUGAGAUCCCGCUGGCGUCCGAGCCGGUGGGGCGCAGGUCGCCGGCCGCAUCCUUGCUCGUGGCUCCCCGGGCAGGGAAGCCCGGCGGGGCGGAGCCGGGGGACCGGUGGCUGAGGGCAGCGGCCGGGCCGCCCUGGGAGCCUGGAAGCAAGCUCGGGGCACCGGUGUCACUCGACACUCGGUGGGGGCCCGCGGCAGCGCUCGUCUGCACGGCUGGAGAAGGGCAGGACUGUGUUGAGUGACCCAGGAGAAAGGCCUGUGCCCCGGGAGCUGUGGGGGCUUGCCUCUGCCCCGCAGGGCUGCUCCGGGUGACCGUGAGAGCUUGACUCUCAGAUGCCGGGGACUUGGCUGCGGAUCUCUCGGGAGCUCCCAGGGAUCUCCCUGCAAACAGGAGCCCACCUCCUGCCCACGGACCGGGACGGGCGGGUCUCUGGGGGGCGCUCAUCGCACACCGUGUUUAGCGAGCAGCUUGUAAACGACGGUGGAGUCGCGCAGAGGCAGUUCUGGGGCCUAGGUGCAAGCCGCGACUGGCCACUUAAUCGUCCGAGCCUACCUGGGAGGCUUGUUAUGGUAAAUUAGCCUCAGUUGGACAGCCGCACAGAGCCCCACCCGGGGGACUCCUGGGACUGAGACAGCCACGCCUUUGCCACUGAGGACCUGCGUCAGGGCUUCGCACCCCGCUGUCCAGCCAGCACUCCAGCGUCCACCACAGGUGCCCACCCAGCAGAUGGGGAGGUGUGGUGUGGCCUCAGGCACACAUGGCUGAGGCAGGGACAGGAGAGCCAUCCCCUGGCUUGGAGGGCAAGCAAGGGACAGAGUACGACACCCUGCCUUCCGACGCGGCCUCCCUCAGUGACUCUGACUCUGACCUCAGCCUGCCCGGUGGCACUGAGGUGGAGGUGCUGUCCCCAGGGGUGCUGCCUGGGGAGGCCCAGGAGGAUUCAGGCCCCGACGAGCCCUCCCUGCCGCCUGUCGCCGCGGUGCAGCCGUUCCAUCUGCGGGGCAUGAGCUCCACUUUCUCCCAGCGCAGCCACGACAUCUUUGACUGCCUGGAGGGGGCAGCCAGGCGGGCUCCAGCCUCUCUGGCCCACACCAGCGUGAGUGACAGCAGGAGCUUCCGGCAGCCCCUGGCACCCUCGAGCCAGCCUUCAGUGGAAGGCCCUCGCAGGGCCCCUCGGAGCCCUGCCCCCUCGAGGGUACCCCCUGUCCCCGAUUAUGUGGCGCACCCUGAGCGCUGGACCAAGUACAGCCUGGGGGACGUGGCUGAGGCCAGUGAACAGGACAAUCAGGCGGCUGCUCUGGCGUUCCUGGGCUCCCGAAGCCUUGCUGUCCCCACUCACUUCGUGCCCUCCUUCAACCAGGACCCUUCCAGCUGCGGGGAGGGGAGAGUGGUCUUUACCAAACCGGCUCGAGGUGGCGAGGCCAGACCCGAGAGGAAGAGGGUCCUGAGGAAGGGGGCGGAUCUGGGCAGGGGCCCUGGCACUACUGGUGGGGAGGGCCCUGUGGAGCUGGCACACCUGGCCCGGCCCGGGAGCCCUGAGGCUGAGGAGUGGAACAGCCCCCUUGGGGGCCUGCAGGAAGUGGGACCCCUGUCAGGGGCUGUCCACAGUGGGUCCGCACCAGGCUCCCCCCCACUGGUGGAGACUGUUGGUUUCCAUGGCAGCAAGAAGCGGAGUAGAGACCAUUUCCGGAGCAAGGGCAGCAGCCCCGAGGGCCCAGGUGCUGAGGUCUAAGAGCCCAGACACUGGUCUCUGUGGUUGUCCUGCCUUCCUGGCCAGGCUGCCUGCAUGGCUGGCAUCAGAGGCCCCAGGGCACUGCCCAGCUGGAGUGGAAGCACCAUCCCCCUGGGGAGGAAGCCCAGGGCAGCCUGUAGGUGGUGGCAACAGCCCUGGCAGGGGCUCUGGGAACCCGGCUGCGCUGGGGCCCAUGGGGGUGUGGGCCGGGGGCACUGGGAUCCGUUGCUGUCCACGGGGCACAAUAAACAAACGUUUCAGAUCUUC
Lemur catta (Ring-tailed lemur) is the source of this 2036-nucleotide messenger RNA. RefSeq names its product tumor suppressing subtransferable candidate 4 (gene TSSC4). The transcript is spliced from 3 exons. The record is from RefSeq and is a predicted model, not a curated record. Bases 795 to 1769 code for a protein of 324 amino acids. Lineage: Eukaryota; Metazoa; Chordata; Mammalia; Primates; Lemuridae.